Molecule: messenger RNA, 4698 nt
Organism: Sebastes umbrosus (honeycomb rockfish)
Lineage: Eukaryota; Metazoa; Chordata; Actinopteri; Perciformes; Sebastidae
Gene: arhgap39
Product: Rho GTPase activating protein 39
Exons: 11
Coding region: 167-3172 (1001 amino acids)
Biological process (GO): signal transduction
Cellular component (GO): cytoplasm; cytoskeleton
Molecular function (GO): GTPase activator activity; protein binding
Source: RefSeq, a predicted model, not a curated record
AGAAGCUCUUAUUGUGAAGGCCCUGACCGGACGUGGAGUCAGUCAUCGCUGGCAACUUGACGCGAGUCUGGAAGGAGUGACUCGUUGACUGCGGCGACCGCAAUCUGGGCACCAUGGGAGCCGCCAAGGGAUUUAUUCUAAAGGGAUUUUAAGAACCGUCGGGAACAUGGCAGAGAGGUUGGAGUGGGUGGAGAUCAUCGAGCCGCGCACGCGGGAGCGUAUGUACGCCAACCUGCUGACGGGCGAGUGCGUGUGGGACCCUCCGCAGGGCGUCUGCAUCAAGCGGACCGGUGACAACCAGUGGUGGGAGCUGUUCGAUCCCAACACGUCGCGCUUCUACUACUACAACGCCUCCACCCAGCGCACGGUGUGGCACCGGCCACAGGCCUGCGACAUCAUCCCCCUAGCCAAGCUGCAGACUCUGAAACAGCACACCGACGUCACCAACCCCCGUCCCGCAGGCGGAGGAGGGAGAGCGUCGGCCGAAAACAGCCCGGGGCGUAACAGCGGGGUCAGCCGAGAGGGGAGCACCUCCUCCUCCCUCGAUCAGGAGCUUUCUGAGAAACAGGGCAACAGAGAGGAGACAGACAGGACCUCUCCCUUCAGGUGGAACACUGGUACGAAGGAGCGAAUGCUGAUAAAGGUGACCGACAGAGAGCCCAGCUUCUUGGCCCACCAGGGUAAUGGUUAUUCCCCCUGCGACCCCCCCACCACCCCUGGUCCUCCUUCUGCAGGGGGCACCGCCCCACGAACCCGCCGUUCCUCUGGAGGAAACCCGCCUACGGAACCCGACGGCUCCCCCGUCCUCUACGCCGAGCGUCGUCAGUCUCCCUUCCUGAAGCGGGCCGAGCUGGGCGGCACCGGGACCCACCGCCGUUCCUCGGCCGACUCCCAGCCUCCCUCGCCCCGCUACGCCUAUGAGCCCCCGCUGUACGAGGAGCCGCCGUCAGAGUACCAGCCCCCUCCCAUCUACGAGGAGCCUCCCACUGACAUGCACCUCGCCGAGGCCUUCUACGGCACCGGCAAGUCGCCUGCUCGCAAGUCUUCGGCCCCCCUCUAUCACUCCCCCAAGCAGGGCCAGUCGCCCUACGGCCAGCUGGUUUUGACCAGGCAGAAGUGUCCAGAAAAGACCCAGAGUCUGGAGUACAGUCCUGUGGGGAAGGAGUACGUCAAGCAGCUGGUGUAUGUAGAGCAGUCGUCUUCCAGUCCUCGCUUCAAGACCGCCGACCGCCUGCUGCGUUACGGCACUACGGGGGGCUACGGUGGCUCAUAUGGGGGGUCCUAUACUCUGCAGCACAGCCAGUCUCUGAUCAGGGAUCCCCGCCUACUGCUGGACUACAGUGGGGAGGGUGGAGAGGGAGGCCAGAGGUUGCUUUAUGAGGACUCCAUAUCCUGGACGUCCAGUCACACCCACUCCCUCUCCUCUUCCUCUACAGGCGGUCCUGGGGCUUUCUCUCCCGGAGGUAACCGCAAACGCAAGAGCCGCAAGCCGUCCCUCCCCCAGGAGCUGGCACGCUGCGGGGGGCUGGAGGGGGAGCUGACAGGCACGGCGUCCGAGGCCAUGCUGGCCCAGGCCCGGCUGGCGUGGGAGGCCCAGCAAGUGAUGAAACAGAGGAGCAGUUGGGACUCGGGGCAGGGCGGGGGGGCGGCCCACAGCUCCAAAGACGGCUACGAGAGCGACGGGGCGUUGCCUCUGCCGUUACCGGGACCGGUGGUGAGGGCGUUCAGCGAGGACGAGGCGCUGGCGCAGAGCGACGGCCACCACUGGAAACGCAGCACCUUCGAUCGGCUGGGCUUCCCCCAGGCUCUGCUGGAGAAAAGCCUCUCGGUCCAGACCAACCUGGCCUCCCCUGAGCCUUACCUCCACCCCUCACAGUCGGAGGACCUCGGAGCCUGUGCCCAGUUUGAGGCCAGUCGAAAUGCCAGGAAUAUGAUGCCGAGCGCCAGCUGUGGCAUUUUCCCAGAAUUCACCCUGAGAAAGCCUUCCUCAGAGACCGACAUCGAGAACUGGGCGUCCAAGCACUUCAACAAACACACACAGGGUCUGUUUAGAAGAAAGGUGUCCAUUGCCAACAUGCUGGCCUGGAGCAGCGAGCCCAUCAAGAAGCCCAUGAUUGUGACUUCAGACCGCAGUGUGAAGAGGGAAGCGGUGGACAUCUUUAAGCUCAUUCAGACCUUCAUGGGAGACCGUCGCUCCAAGGCCGACGCCCUCCAAGUGGCUCUGGAGGUGGUGGUGCGCGGGUGGAGUAACCAGGGUCUGCGUGAUGAGCUCUACAUCCAGCUGUGUCGCCAAACCACGGAGAACUUCCGCUACGACAGCCUGGAGCGAGGCUGGGAGCUGAUGGCCAUCUGCCUGGCCUUCUUCCCCCCAACACCCCGCUUCCACACCUACCUGGAGGGCUACAUCUGCCGACACAUGGACCCUCUCAACGACACUAAGGGAGUGGCCAUUAGCAGCUACGCUAAAUACUGCUACAGGAAACUGACAAAAGCUGCUCUGACUGGUGCCAAGAAGGGCGUGCAGAAGCCCUGUAUCGAGGAGAUCAUGCAUGCCAGGAACGCCAUCUUCAGUCCCUCCAUGUUUGGCUCCUCCCUGGACGAGGUGAUGGCUCUCCAGAAGGAGCGGUAUCCAGACAGCCAGCUGCCCUGGGUACAGACCCGCCUAUCUGAAGAGGUUCUGGGUCUCAAUGGAGACCAGACGGAAGGCAUCUUCCGGGUACCAGGGGACAUAGAUGAAGUCAAUGCCCUCAAGCUGCAAGUGGAUCAAUGGAAAAUCCCCACGGGACUGGAAGACCCGCACAUCCCAGCGUCUCUGCUGAAGCUCUGGUACAGGGAGCUGGAGGAGCCACUGAUCCCUCAUGAGUUUUAUGAGGAGUGUAUCACACACUAUGACAACCCAGAGGCAGCUGUCAAUGUGGUGCUGGGCCUGCCGCACAUCAACAAACUGGUGCUCUGCUACCUCAUCCGCUUCCUACAGGUAUUUGGCCAGCCUGCCAACGUGACCAUCACCAAGAUGGAUGUGAACAACCUGGCCAUGGUCAUGGCUCCCAACUGUCUGCGCUGCCAGUCCGACGACCCCCGGGUGAUCUUUGAGAACACCCGCAAGGAGAUGUCCUUCAUCCGGGUGCUCAUCCAGCGGCUGGACACCAGCUUCAUGGAUGGAAUCCUAUAGCCCCCCCACCACACCCACACACACACACACACACACGCAGAUACACAACCAUCCAUACUUCACCCCCAGCCUCCCCUACGCUCCCUUUAACCCCCUCCAUGACACUCCCCCAGCUAAAGGAACACCAUACACACACAUUGUCGCCGCUGGGUGAACACCUUGCCUCUCCGACAUGUUUACUUUUCUGGAACUAACAAAACUGCCUUGUUUGGAGUUUGACCGCUGUACAUUUUGAGUUGAACCAGCUGUUUUUUCUAUCGCUGUAGAUGUAGUCCUUUAACUGACAUUUACAUAAGAAAAACACCAGUAUUGGCGUUCCAAGCUUUUCAUAUGCUAACAGUACUGUGUGUGCCUUCACAUACAUUAAUACAGUAUACACACAUACAGUAUGAAGGAAUUAGCAGGGAUCUCAUCAUUUCAUUGGCCACAUGUUAGUGUCACCGGCACGCUCACAGUUCAGGACCGCCACGGUUCAUUUUCAAUCCAACUUAUUUGUUUUAUAUGAACUGAUUUUUCUCUUUCCCCUGCUUUAACACACAGGCACUGUCACGCACAGAUUGACACACACACACACACAUAUCAGUACAUGCACAUAUUGAAAGUCUUGCCCCCAGGAUUCCACCUUUUGCAGUGUACAAUACCAUCUAACACAAAGCAAGAAUUAUCAACGAGAUGAAUGAUGCAUUAAUUCAGACAUAUAGUACACCACACACACACACACGUCCUGCCACAGGUGUUAAGGUCUCUCACACACACACACACACACACACACACACGGGCUGAGCAAUGCAUUCGGAGGGUUCAGCACCAGAUUUCCACAAGAUGUAAAGCCGAACUGCACCGUUCCAUCAGUGUGUUGUUAGGUCAGCUUGAUCGUGCUGGAGUUGUGCCUCAGACACCAGGUGCAGAGGUGAAGCUGUGUCCAUGUUUGACACUUUGCCACGACUAAGUAGGAGCUGAGAAGUCAACACGGAGGCUCCUCUGUUUGGGAUCCUGCCUCAAGAUGGCAAACCUGUGCUGUAUCAACGGGAUGCAAACCAUAAGACUAAACAUUUGGGCAAAACUGUAACUUAAUUCUGUUAGUCAGAUGUUGCCUGCCAAUGCCUGACGUUAAACAGCUGUAAAGGAAGAUAAUGAUUAGGUGAUAGCUCUGUUAGCCACUUAGCCAUCAGGUGAGGAGAACAUGGACACUAAAUCACUCCUGUUGUGUUUGGACUUGUGUUACAUACUGCUCAUCAAAGCUGGCUGUUGCGUACAAGCCAGCUUUCUGUAGUGGCCAAACGGCAGUACGACAACUUCCGUGUCCGUCACGUGAUGCCAUUGGGCCAAAAAAGACUUUUUCCCAUAGACUUAAAUUGGGAAAGAGACGUCUUUUACUCAGCAGAUUACUUGAAUAGCCCCUUAUUUAAAUCAUUAGGUCCUAAAAGUUGUAAAAUGCACUAAUAGCUGAAUCCAGAGUUAUUUCCCUUCCUCCGUUCAUGUGAAUGAGACCCAGACCGAGGCUGGAUCGAGGGCUGGGUGGAGGA